Messenger RNA from Alligator sinensis (Chinese alligator), 3251 nucleotides. RefSeq names its product fascin actin-bundling protein 2, retinal (gene FSCN2). NCBI's taxonomy places the organism in Eukaryota, Metazoa, Chordata, Crocodylia, Alligatoridae. The coding region runs from base 1398 to 2873 and encodes 491 amino acids. The record is from RefSeq and is a predicted model, not a curated record. Gene Ontology annotation, biological process: cell migration; establishment or maintenance of cell polarity; actin filament bundle assembly. Gene Ontology annotation, cellular component: cytoplasm; actin cytoskeleton. The transcript is spliced from 5 exons. Gene Ontology annotation, molecular function: protein-macromolecule adaptor activity; actin filament binding.
AACCUGCACCCUGACCCCCUUUGCAAAGUGCCCGCGAGGCUCGGACCCCCCGAAGCAAAUCAGGGCCCUCGUGUCAGGCGCUGCACAAACGCAGCAGCUGCUUGGGUGAGAAAGGGAAACCGAGGUAUGGACGGGUGCGGCAGGACCCCCGUCCCAGCCCAUGUGGGAGGGAGGCAUCUGAGCACUGCAGCACAGGAGAGGGGCUGAGCUGUGGCUGGGGGAUGCCAGCGCUGGGCACGUGUGGUCUCCUGGGGUGACACGAGUCAGCCAGGUCUUAGCAACACCCUCCACUCAGAUGGUCUCGGCUGGGGCAGCUCGGGGGGCGGGGGGGUACCAGGGGAGGUGCCCCCAACCCGCUGCCUGAAGGCCCAGGUCCCAGCACCCCUAGCAGGAAACGCCCCCCACCGGGCUGAGCACCCCAGGGAUGGUCCCAGCAUCCCAGCCCUCUCCAGCUGCCCAUCCUGCCUCCCAGCCGGCUGGCGCGGGCACCCCACCAGCGAAGGGUCCUGGGGGCAGGCUGUAACUGGUAAGCCUCAAUGCCCCCCUUGCCAGCCCGGCUGCCCCCUCCCAAGCUCCGCGGCCUGGCCUGAUCGCUGCCCCCCCCCCGCCGCCCGUUGGGACGUGCUGACCCAAGCAGGGCACGUCCCGCGCCCUGGGCAGCCCAGGGGGCCGGGAGCCUGGAGCGAGCCGCAGGGGGGAUUGGGAGCAGCCGGGGCUGUGGGACAGAUGGAGGCAGGGGCCCAAAGCAGGAUAAAAGGUUUACACUAAGCACCCGGCCCGGCUCACGGGUAAGGCGCUUAGGGGCUGGGCCUAGGAGCCGGCAUGGCUGGAGGUGACCUGGGGCUGAAUCAGAGACACCGGUAACCUUAGCCCGGCCCCACGCCCAGGCCACCCCCCGCGGCUCCAGUGUCUUUGCCCCACGGCUGGAGCCCGCAGGUGCCCCCGGCGGUGCCCACCCCGUCCUCCCGGGCCCAGCGCGGUAGCGUCCCGCGGCGCCGCCGAGCCCCAUUGUCUAGCUCGUCAACCCCUUCCCUUUGUGGCUUAAGCUGGCGGGCGGCGAUUGGCUGCUCCCGCGGCCCGGAGCUCAUUGAAAUCUGGGAGCGCGCUGUAAUCCUAGCUGCGCCUAAUUAAACCCGGCUGCGGCGCCCCAGCCGGCACAGUCGCUGCUGGCUCGCGCUCCCCCCUGGCACGCCGGAGCGGGCGAGGUCAUCCUGCCGGCGGCGGCCGGGGGGGCCGGGGAGGCAACGCCCGCGCCCCCGCCGGUGGCACUGGCACUGCGAGCGGCAGAUCGGAUGCCGGCGAGCGAGGCUGCGCCAGGCCCAGCGCUGCCCCGCCACCGCCGCUGCGACCUCCUGGGCUGAGCCACCCGCUCCGCCGUGCGGGCCCCGCGCCGGAAGAUGCCCACCAACGGCAUCCACCAGGUGCUGAAGAUCCAGUUCGGCCUCAUCAACUGCGAGAACCGGUACCUGACGGCCGAGAGCUUCGGCUACAAGGUCAACGCCUCGGCCCCCAGCCUCAAGCGCAAGCAGAUCUGGACCCUGGAGCAGGACGAGGGCGACGGCUCCGUCGUCUUCCUCAAGAGCCACCUGGGCCGCUACCUGGGGGCUGACAAGGACGGGCAGGUGCGGUGCGAGGCGGAGAAGCCGGGCUGCGCCGAGCGCUUCGCCAUCAUCACGCAGUCGGACGGGCGCUGGGCGCUGCAGUCCGAGCUGCACAAGCGCUUCUUCGGGGGCACGGAGGACCGGCUGUCCUGCUUCGCCCAGGUGGUGACCGAGGCCGAGCUGUGGACCGUGCACCUGGCCAUCCACCCCCAGGCCAACCUGCUGAGCGUCAGCCGACGCCGCUACGCCCACCUGAGCCCGCAGGAGGACGAGAUCUCCACCGACAGCAACAUCCCGUGGGGCGUGGACGCGCUCAUCACCCUCUGCUUCCAGAACAAGAAGUACUGCCUGCGCACCUGCGACAACCGCUACCUGCGCCACGACGGCGCCCUGGUGCCCGAGCCCGACGCCCGCACCGGCUACACGCUCGAGUUCAAGGCCGGCAAGCUGGCCUUCAAGGACUGCGACGGCAAGUACCUGGCGCCCGCCGGGCCCACCGGCACCCUCAAGGCGGGGCGCAGCUCCAAGCCGGGCAAGGACGAGCUCUUCGACCUGGAGGAGAGUCACCCGCAGGUCGUCUUCCGGGCGGCCAAUGGCAGAUACGUCUCCAUCCGGCAAGGCGUUAACGUCUCGGCCAACCAGGACGAGGAGACGAACCAGGAGACCUUCCAGAUGCAGAUUGACAAGGAGACCAAGAAGUGCAUCCUGCACUCCAGUGCCGGCAACUACUGGACCCUGGUGGCCCAUGGUGGCGUCCAGGCCACCGCCACCGAAGUCGCUGCCAACACCAUGUUUGACAUCGAGUGGCGCGGGCGGCGGGUGGCCCUGAAGGCCAGCAACGGCAAGUACAUCUGCACCAAGAAGAACGGGCAGCUGGCCGCCGUCAGCGACGCCGCGGGGGACGACGAGGAGUUCACGCUGAAGCUGAUCAACCGGCCCAUCCUGGUGCUGCGCGGAGACCACGGCUUUGUGUGCUACCACCGCGGCUCCAACAUGCUGGACGCCAACCGCUCCGUCUACGACGUCUUCCAGAUCGUCUUCCACGACGGCGCCUACCAGAUCAAAGGCGCGGGUGGGAAGUUCUGGUACGUGGCGAGCAACGGGCUGGUGUGCAGCGACGGCGAGACGUCGGAGGACUUCUUCUUCGAGUUUCGGGAGCACGGGCGUGUAGCCAUCAAAGGCAAGAACGGGAAGUACCUGCGCGGGGACCCGGCCGGCACGCUCAAGGCCGACGCCGACACGGUGCCCCGCGCCACGCUCUGGGAGUACUGAGCUCCGCACCCGGCCCGGCCGGGGGGACGCCCUGCCCCGUGCGUGUGAUUGCAGUGACCCUGCCAGGCACUGGCCUCGCUGCACCCGCAGGGAGGGGGACGCCCCUGCCCGUGCCCCCGACCCUAGAGCACAGAUGCUGCCCCUCGGCCCCCGCUCUGGGGCGGCCGCUGCUUGCUAGAUGGCACCGUGGGGUGGGGGCAGGUGCAGAGCUAGCUAGUCCCUGGGUAGGCCCCGGGCACGGGGGUAUUGGGGGGUGUUGCAAUGCAGCCAGGGGGGGCAGGGGCCGAGAGUGGUAGAAGCCCCCCACAAGCCGCUGUGGCUGCCCGCGUGCCCCACGCUCCUCAUUAAAACCCAGUUGAGUGGCACCAAGCCGAGGGG